This is a messenger RNA of Colletotrichum lupini, 1020 nucleotides long. RefSeq names its product D-isomer specific 2-hydroxyacid dehydrogenase. Lineage: Eukaryota; Fungi; Ascomycota; Sordariomycetes; Glomerellales; Glomerellaceae. The record is from RefSeq and is a predicted model, not a curated record. Gene Ontology annotation, cellular component: cytosol. The transcript is spliced from 4 exons. Gene Ontology annotation, molecular function: NAD binding; glyoxylate reductase (NADPH) activity; hydroxypyruvate reductase [NAD(P)H] activity. Bases 1 to 1020 code for a protein of 339 amino acids.
AUGUCAAAGCCCAUAGUCCUCCAACUGGGCCAAAUCGAGCACGCCCACGACACCUGGGCCUCCCUCGCCGACGUCGCCCAAAUCAUCAAGCCAAAGGCCACCAAUCGCGCCGAGUUCCUCGAGGAGUGCAAAUCCGGCGCCCUCGACGGCGUAAAGGCAAUCUACCGCACUUUUGCAAGCGUCCACAUCACCGGCCGCAUCGAUGCCGAGCUCGUCGCCGCUCUUCCCUCCAGCGUAGGCUUCAUCUGCCACAAUGGCGCCGGCUACGACCAAAUCGACAUCCCAGCCUGCACAUCCCGCUCCCCCGACCCCAUCCUCGUCUCAAACACACCCACCGCAGUCGACGACGCAACAGCAGACAUUGCAAUCUUCCUCAUCCUCGGCGCCCUCCGCAACCUCAACGCCUCCAUCCUCUCCAUCCGCGAUGGGAAGUGGAAAGGUCAACCCCCUCCCCCGCUAGGCCGCGACCCCCAAGGCAAAGUCCUAGGCAUCCUCGGUAUGGGCGGCAUCGGGCGCAACAUGGCCAAGAAGGCAAGGGCGUUUGGCAUGGAGGUGCGGUAUUUCAACCGUACGAGGCUCGAGGGCCAUUUGGAGGAGGAGUGUGGUGCCAGUUAUGUUGAUUUCGAGACGUUGUUGCGGGAGAGUGAUGUGAUUUCUCUCAACCUGCCUCUAAACGCCCACACCCGCCACAUAAUCUCAACCCCGCAAUUCGACCUCAUGAAACCCGGCGUGGUGGUAGUAAACACGGCCCGCGGCGCCGUCAUCGACGAAGCCGCGCUCGUCGCGGCCCUCGAUUCCGGAAAAGUCGCCAGCGCGGGCCUCGACGUCUUUGAGAACGAGCCCGAGGUCCACCCCGGCCUUCUCGCCAACCCCAACGUGCUGAUUGUCCCGCACAUGGGCACCUGGACGCUCGAGACAAGCGUCAAGAUGGAGAAGUGGGCUAUUGGGAAUGUAAGGAGGGCGGUGACGGAGGAGAAGCUGGAUAGUGUUGUUGUUGAGCAAAAGGGGCUUGUUGGUUAG